Molecule: messenger RNA, 1731 nt
Organism: Hypoxylon trugodes
Lineage: Eukaryota; Fungi; Ascomycota; Sordariomycetes; Xylariales; Hypoxylaceae
Product: FAD binding domain protein
Exons: 3
Coding region: 1-1731 (576 amino acids)
Molecular function (GO): FAD binding; oxidoreductase activity
Source: RefSeq, a predicted model, not a curated record
AUGACUGAAAGAGAACCCGUCAAGAGCCAUACUCGGAUUGUCGUUUGGACGUCCAUUGCUGUCCUUUUAGCGGCUGCUUGGUUCGCAACGUCACGGCAUCAACCUCAGUGUCGCUGCUUUCCUGAUGAUAACUGCUGGCCGUCUUCAGCAGAAUGGGAUUCUUUCAACACGACUAUUGGGGGUAAACUAAUAGCUACCGUCCCGGUCGCAAGCCCGUGCCAUGAUGGCUUCCCUGGCGUCAGCUACGAUGCCGAGAAGUGUGCUCAAAUCCAACAAAAUUGGGCACGCCCGGAAUUCCACGACCAAACCACACAUUCGACUAUGGCCGCUUUCUUUGCUAACAUGAGUUGUGACCCAUUCACACCUCGUGAUGCGCCUUGCGUUAUAGGUACCUAUGUACCCUAUGCUGUCAAUGCUUCGGGUGUGGAAGACUAUCGUCAGACUCUGAAGUUUGUCAGUAAAUACAACAUCCGCCUAGUCAUCCGUAACACUGGCCAUGACUACAUGGGUAGAUCAACAGGUGCAGGAGCACUUGCUUUAUGGACCCACAACAUCAAGGAUAUAUCCGUCUUAGAUUAUGAAUCCGCCUCUUACGCUGGAAAAGCGAUGAAGCUUGGUGCAGGUGUACAAGCUUUUGAAGCCCAAGAGACCGCCAAUUCCCAUGGUCUUAUUGUUGUGGAAGGAGAUUGCCCAACGGUCGGUAUAGCUGGCGGUUAUCUUCAAGGGGGUGGGACCAGCCCUCUUGCAUCUAAAUUCGGCCUCGCAACCGACCAGGUCCUCGAGUGGGAGGUGGUUACGGCAAAAGGGGAACUUUUGACAGCAACUCCUAACCAGAACCAAGAUCUAUACUGGGCUCUUGCCGGUGGUGGCGGUGGUACGUACGGCGUGGUACUCUCCGUGACGAUUAAGCUACAUCCGAACAUGCCGACGGCUAGUGCCACCCUUUUCUUCAUCGAGCCAUCGGGUGCUUACUGGGAUAUUGUACAAGUUUUCCUAACGAAUCUGCCAGCGGUUGGGGCUGUUGGUGGUGUAGUCUAUUGGCAGACUUUGCCAGGGAACAUGUUUCGAAUGCCGCAAUCCUACCUACCAAAUGGGACUGCACAAGAUCUCGAAAUUUUACUCCAACCUACAUUGAGGGCGCUUGAUAAUAGUGGAAUACCAUAUACCUUCUCGUCUCGCGAUUUUCCGACCUUUCAGGACUCGUAUCUAGCUCUAAAUACCGAAAUGAAUGUUACGGAGAUUAACCUCGGAGGUCGCAUUGUUCCACGUUCUCUUGUAGCAUCCGACAGCGCAGCGUCGUCCCUAACUGGCGCCAUCAAAUCCAUUAUGGAUAAUGGUGGUGUCUUUGCUAGUGUCGUCAUGGAUGUCGGCCGGGCACCCAGUUAUUCUAACGCGGUACAUCCUGCAUGGCGAGAGUCACUGUUCCUGGCAUUCUUUGGCGUGAUGUAUGAUCGGCAAAAUUUGACGGCGAAUCGUGUCGCGCAACAGACUGUCACUGAUAAAUUGGUCCCUGCUCUGGAGAAUAUAUCGCCGGGUAGUGGUGCAUACACGAACGAAGCUAAUAUCCACCAGUCCAACUGGCAAGAAGUCUUCUAUGGAUCGAAUUAUCCCAAGUUACUAGCCAUCAAGAAGAAGUAUGAUCCGAAUGGCGUUUUCUGGGGCCCAAUAAGCGUAGGAAGCGAGGCAUGGGAAGUUGCCGGAGACGGACGACUUUGUAUGGUGGGGAAUUAA